AAAAAAAAAAAUGUCUCAAAAAAAUAUUAUUAUUUAUUUUUUAGUUAUCUUUGUUUUCGCAGUUAUAAAUUAUGGUAAUGCAAUAGAUGUCAAAGUUGAAGAUGGUGAUCAUCCGUUUGACCCCAUGUUCGUUGAUGUACAUUAUGAUGAGCCUGUAGUAUUUAUAAGAAUAGGCACUAAGACGUUUGAACUCGAUGAAUAUGAUGAUGAUUGUACAAAAUCCGAAAGACCUGAUUCUUUUCAUGCAGUAUUAACGGAUGAACAACCGAAAGCUACAUUUAUACCUAAAAAUACUACCGGAAGAACUGAAUUUCACAUACGCACUAAUGGACCCGGUUGUGAGUUGCAGGAUCAAAUUGUUAUUUCUACAAGUGAAGACCUGCAAGAACCUAAGACAAAUCAAAAAUAUAAUGUUAAUUACGAUGAUUACGAAGAUAAUAGCAAUAAUAACAACAACAAUAAUAACAACAAUAAUAACAAUAAUAAUAACAAUAAUAACAACAAUAAUAACAACAAUAAUAACAACAAUAACAACAAUAAUAACAACAAUAAUAACAACAAUAAUAACAACGGUAAUAACAUCAACAACAAUAAUAAAGACAACAGCGAUAAUGUUAACGGCAACAGCGGCAAUGGCAACGGUAACAGCGGUAAUGGCAACGGUAACAGUGGGAAUGGCAACGGUAGUGGCAACGGUAGUAACAACAGUUGCACGGGUAUUUGCGUUGGUAAAACCAGUGACGCCGGCGAUAAUGUUCAUUGUAGCGCAAUAGUUUUUGCUAUUAUAGGUGUAGUGUUAGCUCAUUUCAUACUCUGAAUCAUUUUAGAUGGAAUACUAGCUUAGAAAAAAUUCCGUUGUAAAUUGAUCUACAAUUAUCCCCUAUUUGACAAACACAAACAAUAAACAACCAAGUUUU
Molecule: messenger RNA, 917 nt
Organism: Rhizophagus irregularis DAOM 181602=DAOM 197198
Lineage: Eukaryota; Fungi; Glomeromycota; Glomeromycetes; Glomerales; Glomeraceae
Source: RefSeq, a predicted model, not a curated record